This is a messenger RNA of Gaeumannomyces tritici R3-111a-1, 2768 nucleotides long. RefSeq lists its product as hypothetical. Gene Ontology annotation, biological process: endoplasmic reticulum unfolded protein response. The transcript has 2 exons. The coding region runs from base 373 to 2373 and encodes 666 amino acids. The record is from RefSeq and is a predicted model, not a curated record. NCBI's taxonomy places the organism in Eukaryota, Fungi, Ascomycota, Sordariomycetes, Magnaporthales, Magnaporthaceae.
GGUGUCCAAACUGUGGGCUGAAUCCAUUGUUUGCCGGCUCAUCCGCUGGCUGUUAUUUGGCUUUGUUUGCUGGCUUUUUCAAAACUGGACUCUUGCCACGCCGCAAUUCCUUCCGAAGCUUCCGAAUCCACCGAAUUGCCAACUCGCUGCAAUCCCUGGUUUGCCUUCAGCCUUCCAAUCCCUUGGUGGGGGAGCAUUGGGGAGGUGCCCAUGGUUACCUUGCCUGACAUCACUCAGAACCCGCAGUAGGGCGCGCCCCUGUCUCCGUUUGCUCCAACGGCCAGGUGAAAAGGCUCGGACAGCCUUCGAUCGCUGCCACAGCACAACACAAGUCUACCAUCCACGAAAUCGCAACGCAACGCGCAAUCCGCCAUGGCCGACGCCGAGGAGCCCAGGGCGCCUGCCCCUGUGCCCGCCACCAUCUCGGUCGAAAUCGUGUCGCCCUCGGCCGGCGUCCCCGUCCCGCUGCUAUUCCCGGACCUGUCCAUCAAGACGACGGUAGCGCAGCUCAAGGACAUGGUCCGCCAGCAGCUAACGGUCCCCGACCCGACCGCAGUCGAUCUGCGCGUCAUCUACCAGGGCAAGAUGCUGGCGCCGCCCGAGCUGACCCUGGAGGCCGUCCUUGGCCACGACGCGAUGGGCGAAUCCCGCAAACGUGUCUUCCACGUCGUGGCCAACACAUCGGCUCGAGUCCCAGCCGUCCCCUACGUCGCCCCAGACCCAAACGCACCCCCACCACCACCGACACCAGCCGCACAGCUCGAGGCCAUCCGCCGUCGUCAUAUGGCUACACACAACCAGCUCCUAGCUGCCAACCAGCGGGCUCGGGCAGCCCUAAACCUCAACGGCAUCCAGGACCAACCAGCCCCUGCAAUGAACCACUCAACAACGACCACUACCACGACCAUGAGAAUCAUCUCCCCCGGCGGCAACCCCGCCGAGCAGGGGUUUGCAGCACCACUCCCCGAGAUGCUUGGAGCGGCGGCUACGGAAGCGGUUCUCAACAGACAUUUGCAAGCCCUCCGUAGUCAUCUCGACACUCUCCGUACCUAUCAAGGUACCUAUCAAGACGUGCAACCCGGGUCCACGCAGGCCAUGGCUGGCAGCAGCGCAAACGGUCCGUCGCAACAGGGAGCAGCACCGCAAACGCAGCACCAGCACCAGCACCAGCACCAGCAGCCCUCGGGAAAUCAGGCCCAAACGGCGGGACCCCAGGUCUACCUCCUCAGCUCGCCCGUGGGUCUUGAGGCCAUACUUGUUCACAAUAACGGGAGUGCCUACAUUUCUUCGUCGUCGGGGCUGGCCUCGGGCGUAGAUCUAGGCUCUGUGCAAGCCCGACCGACGGCCGCUCAACCCACAGGCCUUGGGGCUCCCGGACAUGUGGCAGGCCAACUGCCAGAGGAGACGGCGCAUCAAGUGAUUGACCGUUGGCGCGAAAAUGGACGGCGGCGGCACGAGGCCCAGGUGGAGGCCUGGCGGGCCUACCAGCAGAUGAUAAACACACCCCAUUACCAGCGGCUGCACAACCAGGUCCGGGCGCAGCGGGGGCGCGGCGCGCGGAUCCCCCGCGGCGGCGGCCUCCUCGGCGGCCACCACCAGAACGGCCAGGCGGCGGGUGCGCUCGCGGCGGCAAUCUGGCCGCACCUCUGGCUGAUGAUCCGGAUGGGCAUCUUCAUUUACUGGUUCCGGUUCCUGCACAGCGAGUCGUCGUGGGAGCGCUGGUUCAGCGUGCUUGGCAUCGUGCUCGUCGUGGUCGUCAUCAACACGGGCAUGCUGAACGGCCUCGUCGACCAGGCAUGGCAGCCGGUCCGCGAGCACCUGGAUCACCUCAUGCCUAUGGGCCCUGGCGCGGGCGCCCAAGCGGGGGCAGACGCGGCUGCGCCGGGACAGCCACAGCAGAACGCCAACGGCGACAACGGCGCCCCACGGGCUCCUGCGGCCGAACCGAAUCCUGCCGAGGCGGCAGCGAGGAUGGUGGCGGCGCGCAGGGAUGCGAACGCCAACUGGCUCCUGGACCAGGUCCGCCGGGUGGAGCGUGCGGGUCUACUCUUCCUCGCCAGCAUAGCCCCUGGCAUUGCUGAGCGUCACAUCGCGCAUCUCGAGGAGGAAGCCAGGGCCGAGCGCCGGAGGCAGGAGGAGGCGGCGGCGGCGGCGGCGGCGGCGGCGGCACAGGCCGAGGCGGCAGCUGCCGAGGCGACCGCAGCUGAAGCUGGCGCUACUGCCGAGACGGAGGCUUCCGGUGGACAGGCCGCUGCCGAGACCAAGGUUGAUGUGGGCGAACCUGCUCCAGCCGAAGGUGUCUCACAAACGGUGGAGGGUGGUUCGGGAGGUGGCGUCAGCGGCGGGGGCGAUGCAGUUCCCCGUGGCGAGUAGCAACAGCCGCAGGACGAUGGGAAUCCGUACAGCGACUUUUUCAGGCGUAUUUGGAGAGACUUGGUAGAUGUCGCGAGACGUGUGUAGAUGGAUGACUGUGCCUGGCCUGUUUUAUAAGCUACUGCUGCUAUCAUAUAUGUACUACUACUGCAAUAGCUCAUCCCUUUUUGUGAAGGCAGUGAAAGCAUGUGGUGGCAAGGGCUCCUCCAGGCAGUCAGGCAGUGUCAGGGGCUCCCAGCCUAUGCCGGCUAGCGCAUUUUGUCGGCUCUGUGCCAUGGGGAAAAGUGGGGGACCUUGAGCUCCAGACCUCGGCAUCCCGCUUUCUAGCCCCUGUAAAUCAAGCACCCUUGGACGGAUCCACAGUCUCCUUUCUGGGGAAAAAGACGGACUGUUUG